GGGUCGUCGGGCUGCGGGUGGUGGGGCCGCGUCCGGCGGAGACACGGGAGGGAGUGCUGCAGCUCCGCCUUGGCCUGGGCGGCCGUGCCAGCUUAUUGUAGGAGUGACUAGGACAUCACCUUCUAGAAGUAAUGCCCACAGAAAGCGCCAGUUCUUCCACUGCUCGUUCAGCAAAACAGAAACGCAAAUCUCACAGUCUUUCUAUCCGAAGAACGAACAGCUCAGAGCAGGAGAGGGCAGGCCUGCCGAGAGAGAUGUUAGAAGGACAGGAUUCCAAACUACCCUCCUCGGUUCGCAGCACACUUAUGGAACUGUUUGGUCAAAUAGAAAGAGAAUUUGAAAACCUGUAUAUUGAAAAUUUAGAGCUGCGUAGAGAAGUCGAUACUCUUAACGACCGUUUAGCUGCUGAAGGACAAACUAUUGAUGGGGCAGAACUCAGUAAGGGCCAACUCAAGACGAAAGCCAGUCACAGUACCAGCCAGCUCUCUCAGAAGCUGAAGACCACGUACAAGGCCUCCACCAGCAAGAUCGUCUCCAGCUUUAAGACCACCACAUCGAGGGCUGUGUGCCAGCUCGUGAAGGAGUACAUUGGUCACAGGGAUGGAAUCUGGGACGUUGGUGUGGCCAGGACGCAGCCUGUGGUGCUGGGCACUGCGUCCGCAGAUCACACAGCUCUGCUCUGGAGCAUUGAGACUGGGCGGUCCCUUGUCAAGUACACUGGCCACGUGGGCUCGGUGAAUUCUAUAAAAUUUCAUCCAUCAGAACAGUUGGCUCUCACAGCUUCUGGGGAUCAGACUGCUCACAUUUGGCGCUAUGCGGUUCAGCUGCCGACACCUCAGCCCGUUGCUGAUACUAGUCAGCAGAUGUGUGGCGAGGAUGAGGUCGAGUGCUCGGAUAAAGAUGAGCCUGACGUAGAUGGAGACGUUUCCAGUGACUGCCCCACCAUUCGGUCACCACUGACAUCUCUGAAGAGCCACCAGGGAGUGGUCAUAGCUGCUGACUGGCUGGUUGGGGGGAAGCAGGUGGUGACAGCCUCGUGGGACCGAAGUGCCAACCUGUAUGAUGUGGAGACGUCAGAACUGGUUCACUCGCUGACAGGCCAUGACCAGGAGCUCACGCACUGCUGCACACACCCCACCCAGCGGCUUGUGGUGACCUCCUCCCGCGACACGACUUUCCGUCUCUGGGAUUUCAGGGACCCUUCCAUCCACUCCGUGAAUGUCUUCCAGGGCCACACGGACACAGUGACCUCUGCGGUGUUCACGGUGGCGGACAACGUGGUUUCAGGCAGCGAUGACCGCACUGUGAAGGUCUGGGACUUGAAGAACAUGAGGUCCCCCAUUGCGACUAUCCGGACAGACUCUGCCAUCAACAGGAUCAAUGUCUGUGUUGGCCAGAAAAUCAUAGCCCUUCCACAUGACAACCGGCAAGUGAGAUUGUUCGACAUGUCGGGUGUGCGGCUGGCGAGGCUGCCUCGCAGCAGUCGGCAGGGCCACAGAAGAAUGGUGUGCUGCUCGGCAUGGAGUGAGGACCAUCCUGUGUGCAAUCUCUUCACCUGUGGCUUCGACAGACAGGCCAUCGGUUGGAGCAUCAAUAUCCCCGCACUGCUGCAAGAGAAAUGAGGCCCAUCCAGAGCUGGUGCUAGCCGUGCCCUAGGACAGUGCUGGCUUGCCUCCUUGUGAGGGUGUGGCCCAAGAGAGUGGUUGUCUGUUGUCACAUUGUACCCAGCUUGCAUGAAGUGUCCCGGGCAGCAUUCGGUCCUCUUCCUUUUGUAUUUGUAUUGUGCUGGACUCUGGUCGGCAGCUGACACCCUUCAGGGGUUUCCUCACUCUGUGCUGUACAUCCCAGGCAUGUGACAGGGGACAGGAGGGCAUUCCAUGGUGAGCUCACUGUGAACCUGUGUGCUGCUGUCCUGGGAUGGUGGCCGAGAGCAGGGAGGACCUGGGACUUGGAUGGGGCUCAGAGCUCAUGCGUGCUUUCGUGGGGUCUGGCCCAGAUUCUCCAUGUCAGUUUGCAAGAUUCACCAGUGGGCGUUGGAAGGUUGAAUUUGGAACCAAAUUUCCUUUGCAAAGAAAAUGUUUCUCCUUUCUCUAAUAGAAAAUCAUUUCAGUCUCCUGAGGCCUCAUGUGAACAAAUUCUAAAAUGUAAUGAUUCUAAUCACUGAUGUAAGAUAUUAAGCCAAUUUAAAAGCACUUUAGUUGAUAGCUGUGGCUUUAAACAGAUUUCAGACGACUUCCCCAUUGAAUGUGACAACCUUUCUAAGAAGGCCCUGCUACCUGCAACAAGAACUUGUAUUUAUUUUCUACACCUUUGGUUGGUUUAGUUUUCAGUGGAUUCAUUCCUUUGGUGGUAGUUGAGAGCCAACAAUGCAAAUAAAAGAGAACUACCUCAAAACGAAAUGUUUGGGAAACAUGGGCCUGUCACGGUCGCCUCAGAGUGUGCUGACCGGGAGCAGAUACCUGAACCCCCUACAGGGCCCGGAGGACAGUGCCCGCAUGUUCAGACCAGGGAUCUGCCUGAGCCAAGUUUGCAGGAAUGAACAGCAGGAGGCAUUUGUUCCAGUAGCUGGGAUACCUUCAGUGCCAACCUCCCACUGCCAGUGUGAGCCUGUCCCCAGCCUUCUUGGGUCACUUUUACACCAUGUUAGAAGUCCAUGUUUCUUGUUGAUAAUGAGACAUCUCAGCAUACUGCCUUCAUUUUUUUUUUUUUUGAAUCACGUUGACUCUGUCCAUUUGAAGUCCUCAGGGGAAGGCCAGCCCAACACUUACAGGAGUGUCCUCUGUGGGGCACUGCAGGGGCGUCAGGCAGCCUCCCCCAUGAUGGUCCUGCAUGUCAGCUCUGGAUCCUUCAGUGAUUCUGAAAUGAUCCACACAGGCCUGGGGAAGGGGCCAGAAGUUCUCAAUAAUGACAGUAUAGAGCUGGGUUUGCCCCCGCUCGCAGAACAGGUGUCUGGUCUCUGGAGUUGAAGCUCAAGGGUCCAGCUGAUCUCUGAGUGCACUGUGGGAUCUGGGUGGGAUCCGUGUUCUCUCUCAGGGAUCUGGGUGGGAUCCCAGUGUGCACUCUUGGGGAUCUAGUUGGGAUCCCGGUGUUCUCUCCUUGGCAUGUGAGGAAAAACUGCAUGAAUCCCCACGUCUGUGCUCUCGUUUUCUCUCAGUGUUUUUGGAAUCAUUGUUUUAACACUGAAACCGUCUCCACCAUAUGAGAAGGUGGAAGUUUGCAAGUGCUCACCAGGCAGGUGAGGCCAGCAGGAGGGGCCAUGAGAUACCCCUGUUCCUCCCAGGGUACUUACACAGGUUGUCUGCGCUGGGCCUGCCGCUGCUUGCUGCACAUGUCCAUGCGUGCCUGGGUGAGCCUCCAUAGGCCCUUGGUGUAGCUGGUGCUGAGACGUGUCAUUGCACUCCACUACUAUUUGGGAGUGGUGCAGUCUUCUUGUGCUGAAUGUGUCCAGAAUUUCAUAGAGCCCCGGAAGGAAAGUUAGUGGUCCCUGAAAAUAUGGACUGGCGAGAAAAGCCCCCACUUUCUCAACCACUGCACAUCAUUUGUAGAGUCACAGAUUCUGUACAUAGUUGGGCAUUCGAAGAAUCCUGUGUAAAUUGUCCGUUGCUUAAAUCUGUGAAAAACAAGUUCCUUUUGGCGGCAAGUAUGCAUUUAUAAGUGUUAUGUGGAAGCAAAUGUUUUAUUGUAUCGUAGUUCUUAAGUGCUCAGUGUCUUCAUUGCAAUAUGGAAUUCAUUAAAAAUCCAUGUUCUGUAGUGAC
Suncus etruscus (white-toothed pygmy shrew) is the source of this 3755-nucleotide messenger RNA. It is a transcript of the gene WDR37, whose product is annotated as WD repeat domain 37. Lineage: Eukaryota; Metazoa; Chordata; Mammalia; Eulipotyphla; Soricidae. The transcript is spliced from 14 exons. Gene Ontology annotation, molecular function: protein binding. Gene Ontology annotation, cellular component: preribosome, large subunit precursor. The record is from RefSeq and is a predicted model, not a curated record. Bases 132 to 1622 code for a protein of 496 amino acids.